GUGUAUAUCUGUGUGACCAUACAUAUCUGUGUGACCAUACACAUCUGUGUGACCAUGCAUAUCUGUGAAGUGUAUAUCUGUGUGACCAUACAUAUCUGUGUGACCAUACACAUCUGUGUGACCAUGCAUAUCUGUGUGACCAUACAUACCUGCUUGCCGAUA
Messenger RNA from Volvox carteri f. nagariensis, 162 nucleotides. RefSeq lists its product as uncharacterized. The record is from RefSeq and is a predicted model, not a curated record. NCBI's taxonomy places the organism in Eukaryota, Viridiplantae, Chlorophyta, Chlorophyceae, Chlamydomonadales, Volvocaceae. The annotation marks the transcript as partial. The transcript has 2 exons.